CCAAGCUCUCACUUUUAACUCAAGCUCUCACGGUCCGUAAUUAAGUGUUUAAACCUCUCAGAUCUUGCCGCCGCCGCAGUUUUUCAUGGACCCGCCACCACCGCAUACUACCGGAAAGCUCCGGUUGAUGUGUAGCUACGGCGGCCACAUCAUCCAGAUGCCCUUCAAGAAGUCGCUUUAUUACGCAGGCGGUGAGACGCGUAUCAUCAGUGUUCCGACCUCCAGCACCACCUCAGUCUCCGCUUUGUCAGCCCACAUCGCCGCCAGCUUAAGCGUCAGCUACCCGUUCACUCUCAAGUACCAGCUGCCACUCCAUGACCUCGAUUCACUUAUUUCUCUUUCCACUGAUGACGACCUUCAGAAUUUUCUGGAAGAGUUACAACGAGUUUCGAAUUUUCCGAAGCCUACACGCGUCAGAUUGUUUUUGUUUGGGUUGAAACAGUCCGAGUUGAAGACUACUCAGUGCGGGUUGACUCAUCCGAAGACGGAGAGUUGGUUCGUGGACGCGUUGAAAAGUGCAAAGAUAAUGCAGAAGGGGGAGAUGGGGUUAGGAGGGGAAGGCCAAAUUCACAGUGAGGGCAGUAAUGGUAAUGGCAGCAGUGGUGGGCUUUGUGGACAAGAGUCUAUGGUGUUGGAAACGUCAUCGUCUUAUGGUUCUACAUCGUCUUCAGUUUCUUUGUCAAAUUUGCAGCCCGUUAGGGCCUGUGGUGAUGAAAGUUUGAGUUUUUAUCAAGACAGUCGGGCCAAAUUACCUUUAGCUGAGUCUUCUGCAAGUGAUAUAAAUAGCUUGGGAAAUGCUAUAUCGAAUGCGCAGAUUGGAACUUACCAAGACCACAUUGUUCCUGUUGUUGCAAUGGAAAAUAAGGUUUCUUUCAACCCAUAUGAAUCAUGGGAUGGUAAAAUUCGUGAACCUGUCUUAGAUAUGCCAUCACAUGGAACAGUUCAGGCUUCAGUGUAUACGUUAUCUGCACAAUUGGAUCAGCUGCAGGGACAACAAAUGCAAUUUGUACAAUUGGGUGGUCAUUAUGUACCUCAAAACCCUACCGGAGUAGUGCCGGUUGCCUCUUACUAUCCUGUGCAUAACAUGCUGUCACAUCCACAGCAGCUGCAAUAUCUGCCUAGUCAGUCAUACCCAGUAUAUUUUAUGCCAGCUGGUCAGGCCCAAAUAUAUGAGUCUUCUGUGCACUAUGGUUCCAAAGAGAUUUUUCCAGUGGUUUCAGGUUGGCCUCCAUUGCAUCCAAAUUCUAUGUUAAUUUCUUCCCAAGUAGCUCACAAGGAUGUCAUGGCAACCCCACCUCUACCUGAGUUCAUCCCACCAGUUUAUAGAACAACCCAGGUUGUAAAUGCACCUAUCGAUGUCAAUUGUAAUGAAAAUAAGCAACAAAAUGUGGUUGAUUCCCAAACAGAUAGUCAGCCUCAGCUAAUUGAUCUUGGUUCUGGAGAAACUGCUAAUUACUGCGAUGAAUAUAAUGAUGACCCUGCACUGUCCCAAAUAUAUAAAACUCAGCCACUGCCACCCUCGUUGCUCCCUCAGUAUCAAACCAUGAAGGCCUCAACAUUACCAUUGUCAGAGGCUUUGUCACAGUCGCAUUUGAACAAAGUAAACCGAUAGGCUAGAAGCGUAUGGCCAAAGUAAGUUGGUUAUCUGAAGAGAAGAAACAGUUUUGGUAAUGGAGUCAGGGUAAAUUUGAAUGCUUUUGCUUGUUUUAUCAUUUUGGUGGUAUUUGUUCCUGUUUGAUAUACAGUUAGAGAAAUCGGCCACCAGUUUCUUUUUCUUUAUCUUUCUUGUCAUGCAAUGUUCCAUAUGUUAUUUGAUUAAAGUGUUUGAGAUUAUGUAGUGAAAAUUCAAUAAUGAUACUUGCCUCAAGAGUUGUAUAGUUUUAAUUUGAUGUAAAUAUGUUGCUUCUCUGA
This is a messenger RNA of Mangifera indica (mango), 1911 nucleotides long. RefSeq lists its product as uncharacterized. The record is from RefSeq and is a predicted model, not a curated record. NCBI's taxonomy places the organism in Eukaryota, Viridiplantae, Streptophyta, Magnoliopsida, Sapindales, Anacardiaceae. Gene Ontology annotation, molecular function: protein binding. Bases 86 to 1612 code for a protein of 508 amino acids. The transcript is spliced from 2 exons.